Molecule: messenger RNA, 1493 nt
Organism: Arachis duranensis
Lineage: Eukaryota; Viridiplantae; Streptophyta; Magnoliopsida; Fabales; Fabaceae
Product: geranylgeranyl pyrophosphate synthase, chloroplastic
Biological process (GO): isoprenoid biosynthetic process
Molecular function (GO): geranylgeranyl diphosphate synthase activity
Source: RefSeq, a predicted model, not a curated record
UAAAUCAAUCUGGUCCCGAAAUCGUUGGUUGAAAGCUGGUCUCUACCAAUCGUCAUUCGUCAAGCCCCUUCCCUCCCACUUUUGUGCCUCUCCGCAUUACCUUCCCACUAUCCUCUUAUUCCUCAUCUCCUUCGUGUCACUCUCCCACAUCCACCAACAUGCCUAACAACCUAAUUCACUGACCUCAUGAAUCCAAACUAGACACCACCCCCAUUCCUUCCACCACCGAAACCCAAUUCCAAAGCUUUCUAAGAAAAUCAAAUCUCCCCAUACUAAUAACAACUAACUAGCACCACGCAGAAACACAGUAAAUCGCAGCAACCAAUUAUGAGUUCCGUGAACCUCAACACAAGUUUCCUGUUCCACCAAGGCAGCAGAUCCAGAUCCCCAACUUUUCAUCUGUUCCACACACUCACAAAACUCCCCAUUUCUUCAAUUACCACAAAGAAGCCACAAAAAGGGAAUCGACUUUUUCCUUUUCCUUCGUUCUCGGUCUCCGCGGUGCUUACCAAAGAAGAUGUCCUCAAGGGCAAAGAUGAAAAUAAAGAGAGCGAGAAACCCGCUUUCAAUUUCAAGUCCUAUAUGGUCAAUAGAGCCACCACUGUGAACCAGGCGUUAAACGACGCCGUUUCACUCCGCGAGCCACAGAAGAUUCACGAGGCCAUGCGUUACUCUCUCCUCGCCGGCGGUAAGCGCGUCCGUCCGGUUCUCUGCCUCGCCGCUUGCGAGCUCGUCGGCGGCACCGAGGCGAUGGCGAUGCCGGCGGCGUGCGCCAUCGAGAUGAUCCACACCAUGUCCCUCAUCCACGACGACCUCCCCUGCAUGGACAACGACGACCUCCGCGCCUUCGAGCAUAUGGCUGUGGAUACGGCAAAGGCAGGCGUGCCGCCGGCGAGAAUCGUCAGGGCCCUCGGGGAGCUCUCGAAGGCGAUCGGAGCCGAGGGCCUCGUGGCCGGUCAGGUGGUGGACAUCGCCUCGGAAGGCAUCGCCGAUGUCGGUUUAGAGAAGCUGGAAUUCAUUCACGUCCACAAGACGGCGGCCUUGCUUGAAGGCGCGGUUGUUCUUGGAGCAAUUCUUGGCGGCGGUUCUGAUGAUGAGGUAGAGAGGCUGAGAAAGUUCGCCAGGUGUAUAGGGCUUUUGUUUCAGGUCGUGGAUGACAUUCUUGAUGUCACAAAGUCCUCAGAGGAGCUUGGAAAGACUGCAGGGAAGGAUUUGGUCGCUGAUAAGGUCACAUACCCUAAAUUAUUGGGCCUGGAAAAAUCUAGAGAGUUCGCCGACGAGUUGAAUAAGGAUGCUCAGGCUCAACUUGCUGCCUUUGAUCCUGAUAAGGCUGCUCCUUUGGUUUCUUUGGCUAAUUACAUUGCUUACAGGCAAAACUAGCCUCUCUUGUUGGUGUUGUAUCACAAUUGAUUAAAGUUUAAUUUGGAUUUUGUUACUUUAUAGAUAUUGAUAUAUAUCAGAUAGCGAUGUAUGGAAUAAUUCCUUCUCCUUUA